Molecule: messenger RNA, 1193 nt
Organism: Centruroides sculpturatus (bark scorpion)
Lineage: Eukaryota; Metazoa; Arthropoda; Arachnida; Scorpiones; Buthidae
Product: rho guanine nucleotide exchange factor 11-like
Exons: 2
Coding region: 54-518 (154 amino acids)
Biological process (GO): G protein-coupled receptor signaling pathway
Cellular component (GO): cytoplasm
Molecular function (GO): G protein-coupled receptor binding; guanyl-nucleotide exchange factor activity
Source: RefSeq, a predicted model, not a curated record
UCUAAUAUAUUUGUUCAAUUUAUACAGCUAAUACAGAAGAACAUAGUAAUUUAAUGAAAGCAUUAGAAUGUAGUAGACAAAUUCUUUCUUAUGUAAAUCAAGCUGUAAAAGAAGCUGAAAAUCAGCAUAGGUUAAAUGAGAUACAAAAGAAGCUUGAUAAAUCUGCAUUAGAAAAAGUUGAUCAUCCCAUAGCCCAUAAUUAUAAAACUUUAGAUUUGACAAAACAUCUAUUACUAUAUGAAGGUAUACUUACGUGGCGUUUAAACAAACAGAAGUCAAUUGAAGUGCAUGUAAUUUUAUUAGAAGAUAUCCUUGUUUUACUACAAAAACAAGAGGAAAAAUAUUUUUUAAGGUUUCACAACACUAAUAUUCUUAGUGGUCGUGAAGAUACUAAAGUUGCUCAUAGUCCAAUUUUGAAACUGCCUCACUUGUUUACUCGUGAUGUUGCGACAGGUAAUUAUUUCUCCUUUAAAUGUUGUGAUAAUAUUUUAAUAGUUUAUAAAAUCUAUUUGUUCUAAUUAAUUAGAUUUACAGUACACUCUCAGUUAACUGGCAGCCAUAGGAAUUGUUACAUGCCAAAUAAAUAUAGUUUUUGUUUGCUUAAGAGUUACUGUUAAAAAUAGGCAUAACUAAUACUGCAUUUCAUACUGCACGUACCAUGUGUGGGAUAUGCGAAGAUCCGUAAGGUUAAUAUUCACAGGAGUGAAUGAAGUGGAUUACCACAAGGAGAGACAAGCACAAGAGAUACUUAAAAACUAACUUUUUAUGUACAAAAAAUGUAUAUACAAUAUCCCCAAAACCUAUGAUACAUGGCACAUGGCAGUUCAAUAAAGAAUCCUUUGGCAAAGAACAAUCAAACAAGUCUGAGAAACAGGCUGAAAAUAUUCACUCGGUGAUAUUCUAUACCGGCUAAUAUUUCACUUAUACAAAGUUUGUAUCAUGUUUCGCUAUUCCUUUCACCGAUGGAAACGGAUUGUAAAACCACAAAUCUCCACCACAACAAACGAAGAGAACAGUUCACCAUACACAGCUACAAUGGGACGACACACUCCCACAAGCUUAGCACUAGGAACCAGAAUGCCCAGUUGCCGGUCCUGCACACCAUAUAUCACCUCCACUGCCGACACAGUGCUGGCAUACAAAAAAUGCCCAAAACACACAAAAAAAAAAAAAAACAUUGACAGUAGACAAAA